Molecule: messenger RNA, 3607 nt
Organism: Conger conger (European conger)
Lineage: Eukaryota; Metazoa; Chordata; Actinopteri; Anguilliformes; Congridae
Product: ubiquitin carboxyl-terminal hydrolase 37-like
Exons: 24
Coding region: 477-3302 (941 amino acids)
Biological process (GO): protein deubiquitination
Molecular function (GO): cysteine-type deubiquitinase activity
Source: RefSeq, a predicted model, not a curated record
UUGAAAUUGCGUUAGCUAGAUUAAUGGUUACCUCGUUUGAAGUUAAUGUGCGAUGCUACGCAGCCAACGUUUGCUCAUUAUUUGUUAUUAUUAUUUUUUUGGUGGGAGGGGGGGUUUGCAUGUGUUGUUGACUUGCAAAUCAGCUUGGUAGCAGCCAGCAUUUGUCCCACUCGGUGUACCCGUACGGUGUUAAUUAGUGAACUAGCAAAAUAACCGCGUUAACCAAAAAAAGCUAAAAGUUAACAUACUUCGCUCUAUCCGACUGGGUUGAUUGAUGGCGUUCUUUCGCAAAGUUGCCUAGCUAGCUAAUGGUCGCUAAUUGUGUACGUGGACAAUACAACCUAUUGUUAAAUGUAAGCGGCUAGGUGUCUAGUUAGCUGAUAGCAGAGUAAAGUUUUAGCAAUGGGGUUUGUGUGCCACGCACUGUAAUUUGUGGACUCCCUUGUACUGUCAGUGCCCUGUUGUGACGACCACUCAUGUCAGCCACCAUCCCCAAGCUCUCCACCAGCGGUGUGGUUCGUAUACGGAUUUACAAUUCCGAACUGGGAACGACCCGGUGGAAGGAAGGCGGCUUUGAGAUCCUGGAGAAGGACAGCAAGGUCAACCUGUGUUUGAAGUUCAGCAGUGGCGGACCCCCUAAAAUCUUUCAGCUGAACCAGAAUGUGAAGAAUGUGGUGCUGGGGCCGAUGCAGAGUCCAGUGAGAGUCGUGGUGUCGCUGAAGGACUUGAGCGUGGUGACAUUUGAUCGCAUGCCCGUCCUGCUGGCCCAGAAAAUGAAGGAUUACCUUGAUAAGUUGAAACAAGGCAAACCAACAGUCCUAAAGACGACCCAAGGCAGUGCGAGUUUAGGGGGAGUGCUCGGAAACCGCCCAAUAAAGAAUGACUCCAGCCAGCACUUGCCUUCAGCGGAGAGACAGACGGCGCAGAGAAGAGCGAGUUUGGACCGAGAGGACGCCGCCCCUCGCAAGCCCCUGGGCAGCCCCAGCCGCGUGGCCUCCACCCCGCUGCGCAGCGGGCUGUCUGAGAACAGGAGUGAGAAACGGAAGAGACCGAUCACCUCAGACAGUGACCUGAGUGAGGAUUACCCCAAGGAGAAUGACUCCUCCAGCAAUAACAAGGCUACGUCCGACCCGUCCAGGAAGUUCUUACUGAGCUGUAAAGAGAAACUGAAGCAGUCUGAGGAGAACAGGAGCUCAGCAGGUCCUGCACCCCUCCAGCCUUCUUCUUUCUACAGCAGCAGAUCAGCGACAAAGGAUUUUACACAAGGCCACUCCUUCCUGGAUAGGCCAACCACUACGAGCCAGUCACCCUCUUCUAAAAGGAGCCUGCUGUUUCCUGGCCACUCUGCCCCCUUUAAGAAGGUGCGGUCCAGCCUGGACUACAGUGGGUGGAACAGGCCCCGGCCGUCCUCUCUGGCCCCCGUGCAGCCUCCGCUUCAGGGAUUCUCCAACCUGGGAAACACCUGCUACAUGAACGCCAUCCUCCAGUCUCUCUUCAGCCUGCCGUCCUUUUCCAACGACCUGCUCAAACAGGGCAUUCCCUGGAAGAAGGUUCCGGCAAACGCCCUGCUCAGGCGCUUUGCCCACCUGCUGGCCAAGAAGGACUCCUGCAGCCCUGAGAUGAAGAAGGACCUGCUGAGGAGGGUGAAGAGUGCCAUCUCCUCCACCGCAGAGCGCUUCUCUGGGUACAUGCAGAAUGAUGCUCACGAGUUCCUGAGCCAGUGUCUGGACCAGCUGAAGGAGGACGUGGAGAAGGUGAACAAGUGCUGUAAGAGUGAGCUGCAGCCCUGGGAGGAUCUCCAGGGCUCGCCCCGGCUGGGGGACGAGCCGGACCUCUCCCGCAUCUACACCUGCCCUGUGGCAGCCAACAUGGAGCUGGAGGUGCAGCACACCAUCUGCUGCAAGGACUGCGGUGAGGUGGUGACCAAGCGCGAGCAGUUUAACGACCUGUCCAUCGACCUGCCCCGGCGGAGGGGGAGGACCCGGCCCCUGCGCUCCGUCCAGGACUCGCUGGACCUCUUCUUCAGGAUUGAAGAGAUCGAGUAUUCGUGUGAAAAGUGCAGCGGGAAACUGGCCACUGUGACGCAUAAGUUCAGCAAACUGCCCAGAGUGCUGAUCCUCCAUUUGAAGCGGUACAGCUACAACACGCAACUGUCGUUGAACAGCAAGCUGGGCCAGCAGGUGAUCAUACCCAAGUACCUGACCCUGCGCUUCCACUGCACAGACUCCACACGGCCGCCUCUGGGCCUGGGCUGCCCCGCCCCCACUGCAGGGUCACGGACUCUGAAAACCUUGCAGUCUCUUAACUCCUCCGCUGCGCUCUUACGGAAAGGCUCUCUGAAAGGGAGCUCCAGUGGGGCUCAGGGGGACUCUGACAGCGAGGAGGAGCUGAGCAGGACCCGCAAGCGCAGGCUGAGCGACGGCCAGGCCGAGGACGAGCGGGGGGAGAAGGUGCAGCGGGGCCAGUCGGCGGAGCAGCCCGAGUACAGCGGCAUUAACGAUGACGAGAUGCUGGCGGCCGUCCUGGAGAUGAGCCAGCACGAGGCCCCGCUCUCGGCCGGGCCCGACGACGAGCCCACCAGCAGCCCCGACACGGGGUUCGGGGACACGGACACGCCCGACCUCAGCCACAACAUGGACCUCCUGGAGACAGACAAACCCUCCGCUGAGGCCCUGGACUCUCUGGACCUGACCAAGGACCUGGAUGAGAACAAGGAGAACCAGACGCCCGAGGGGCCGCAGGGCGAGCUGGACUGGAUGCAGCAGUACAGCCUGGACCAGGAGCGGGAGGAGCAGGAGCUGCAGCAGGCUCUCGCCCAGAGUCUGCAGGAGCAGGAGGCCAGGGAAAUGAAAGAGGACGAUGAUCUUAAAAGGGCUACAGAGCUCAGCUUGCAAGAGUUCACAAACUCUUUACCGGAGCUGCCAUGCUCAGAUGAGGACUCUGGGAAUGAGGAUGUGCUGGACAUGGACUACAGCGAGUCUGAGGCAGAGGACCUGAGGAGAAACGCAGAGAGCGGUGACCUCGCCAACUCCUUCCGCCUCAUCAGUGUGGUCAGUCACAUCGGCAGCACCUCGUCCUCCGGCCACUAUAUCAGUGAUGUGUAUGACCUGAAGAAACAGUCCUGGCUGACCUACAACGACCUGGACGUCUCACGCACUCAAGAAUGCACCGUUCAGCGCGAGAGAGAUCGGAGCGGAUACAUAUUCUUCUACAUGCACAAGGAUGUGUUUGAGGAGCUGUCUGAGCAGGACCGGACUGGAGGGAGUGGGGAAGCAGGGCGGACCGUACUGCAGCCGCUCUGAACCCAGCCCACAAUCCCACAAUCCAUUUCACCGGCGAGUCCCCGGGCUCACCGUUACCCAGUACUACUGAUUACCGUCCAGCCUCCCCUUCACUCCAAGCACUUUGUCCUAAAACAUCAGCUGCCCCUGCUGCCAGUCCCAUGGCAAACACACCUUUGACCCUGCUCAUCGUCCCGUCCCAGAGCCCCUCUGUGAAACAACGAAAUACCCGCGCAAUUAAAAGCUUUUAAAGGUUCACAGUGUAUUUUUUUAAGCUUGUGUGUUGCAUUCAACUGGAAUUAAAUUAGCCAUGAACUUUACAUUUA